GACUUGCGAGAGAGUGAGACGGUGUGCAGUAAUCAGACUGCUGAGUAGGUCGGCUUUAAAAACAGCACAUGCCAGAGAGGCAGAAGAGAGAGAAGCUGCAGUUUUUCUCUUAACGUCUAGAUGGAUGUGAAAGAGGAGAUGUGCGAGUCUGACAUGAAUAUCCCGGAGAUAAGGACUGUAAAUAUUAAGGAGGAGGACUGGGAAUGGGAGUCUGUUCUCCCUAAACAGGAUCAUCUCUGCAUUAAAGAGGAGGACUGUGAGCUGGGGUUAGUGCAUGUUAAAGAAGAGGCUGAAGAGAAGUUUGUCAGCAUUGAGACAAGUAUCCAUACAAGUCUGGAGAGUGUCAAGGAAGAGGACCUUCACAAUGCAUGUCAAGAUGGAGCCGUGACUGGGAUGGUCUCUUCUCCGAGCAAACACUCUCCUGGGCCUUCUAUCAGCGUGAAGUCUGAAUCUUUACAUUCUGACACAAACAAGACGGAGGAGAAUUUCACAGUUAGAACAACAGAAGAUCAGCCACAGUCUGAAAAUAAAUGUACAAAAAGAAGCAAACAUCUCUGCAUUAGUGAAUGUAGCAAACAAUUCUCAGACAGGAGCGGUCUUCAGAGACACACCGUACCUGCCACUGGAGAGAAGCCGUACAGCUGUUUGGAAUGUGGCAAACGGUUUUUGCUAAGGAGCACUCUUCAUACCCACAAGAGGAUUCACACGGGAGAGAAGCCUCAUUGCUGUUACGAGUGUGGCAAACAGUUUUCACAAAAUGCCCAUCUGCAAGCCCACAAAAGAACUCACACGGGAUUGAAGCCAUUUUGCUGUAAUGAAUGUGGCAAACAGUUUUCGCUAAGGAGUAAUCUUCAGACCCACAUUAGAACUCAUACAGGAGAAAAGCCGUAUCGCUGUAAUGAAUGUGGCAAACAAUACUCUGAGAGGAGCAGUCUUCACAGACACACUAGAACUCACACUGGAGAGAAGCCCUACAGCUGUUUAGAAUGUGGAAAACAGUUUUCAUUAAGGGGCAGUCUUAAGAGGCAUUCUUCAGUUCACACGGGAGAGAAGCCGUUUUCCUGCUCGGAAUGUGGCAAAAAAUUUGUGCGUCUGGUCAGUCUUAAGAGACACUCUGCAGUGCACAUGGGAUAGAAGAAGAAAGCUCUGUAGGAGGAAGUUGAUGGGUGAAGGAGGAUGGAGGAAGAAGUGAAAUGUAUAUCCAGGAGUCCUUAAGUUUUGAUGAUUACCAUCAUUGUAUAUAAUUGUCUGGGAAUUUUCCUUUUAAAUAAUAGCGGAGAUCAGCACUAGACUUUCUUUAUUACAACAGGUCUGAGGGAGCCCUGCCAUGUGGAAACCUAAGUAGCUGUGAUAAGAAUGAAGAAAUAUGUCAUUGUUUGAUCCUGUGAAGAAUAGGAAACUUUGUAUAACUGUAAAAAGCUGUUACAAAUGUGGCAAACAGUUCUGUCACAGGUGUCUUCUUCAGAUACAGUUUUUAACUUGUACAUGACAGAGGUGACAUUGCGUUCCUGAAUGUGGUAAACAAUUCCCGGACAGAAGUACUCUUUGAAGCCAUAGAAGAAUUCAUACAGGAGAGAGUCCAUAUUGCUGUUCUGAAUGUGGCAAACGAUUUUCACAAAGAGGCCAUCUUCACACCCACAAACCAAUUCACAUCGGAUAGAAGCCACAUUGCUGUUCUGAACGUGACAGACAAUUUUCUUGUGUAACCAAGUUUAGAAACACUCUGAAAGUCACAGGAGAUAAGGAGGAAGCUUUAAAGGAGUAAGUAUUCAGGUAAAGAAGGCAUAAAUGGAACUCUCCCAACUCCCUGCAUCUUGAUAAGUACUUUCAUAUGGUGGAAUAUCCAAUCUCUUCAAGAUGAAACUACACUUGUAAUAUUAAAAGGAUGCAAAAAAGUCAUUCAUCCUGGGCACUCAUAUCCCCAGAUAAAAAGGUGCCCAUUCUUUGCUUUGGCCCUUGGGUUGGGGAUACAAUGUGGGAAAUAAUUAUUUGAUCCCCUGCUGAAUUUGUACGUUUCCUCACUUACAAAGAAAUGAACAGUCUCUGAUU
Molecule: messenger RNA, 2049 nt
Organism: Polypterus senegalus (gray bichir)
Lineage: Eukaryota; Metazoa; Chordata; Cladistia; Polypteriformes; Polypteridae
Product: zinc finger protein 239-like
Exons: 3
Coding region: 121-1134 (337 amino acids)
Biological process (GO): regulation of transcription by RNA polymerase II
Molecular function (GO): DNA-binding transcription factor activity; RNA polymerase II cis-regulatory region sequence-specific DNA binding
Source: RefSeq, a predicted model, not a curated record